AUGCCUCCGCGCAAAAGACAGUCUCGCCAGAAACUGAGACAACGCUCGCCAGUCCCGCCCACUCCUACGGACGCGACCAGUCUGAAUCCGUCCAUGCCGAACCCGCCCAAACCGCUGCACGCAGCCAUGUCUACCAGCCUGGACCUGGACAGCAUACAAAUAACGCCGCGCACGCCUCGCACUGCGCGAGACAUGGGCGCGCGUCUGAAUGCCAACGUGGACGAGGAGGUGGAGAUGAGCCUGCUCGACGAGCGCGAACGCGCCGUCGACGGCUUCGGCGACGUCGGCGUCGAGAAGGGCCAUAGACACAUAUCCUCUGAGGAUAAAAGGGCAAUGGCGCUUCUAUGUAUACUCUACCUCAUCCAGGGCGUGCCAUUAGGGCUUGCCUUGGGCUCUGUACCAUUCUUGCUCCGAGAACACUUAUCGUACUCUCAGCUGGCCGUGUUCGCCCUAACCAGCUACCCGUAUUCCCUCAAACUACUCUGGUCACCUAUCGUCGACUCAAUAUUCGUACCUUCCGUCGGACGGCGCAAGUCAUGGAUCAUACCAAUGCAGAUCAUUAUCGGCACUAUGAUGUUCUGGAUGUCAUUUGGCGCAGAGGAUCUACUCGCGAAGUCCGCGAGUAACGUCUACUGGUUAACUUUUGUCUACACGUCAAUGGUCAUGUUAUCCGCAACGCAGGAUAUCGCUGUAGACGGCUGGGCGCUCACAUUGCUCUCGCAAGAGAACCUAUCAUACGCAUCGACAUGCCAGACCAUCGGUCUUAACACCGGAUACUUCGCUUCAUUCACGGUCUUCCUUGCUCUAAACUCAGAAGCAUUCGCUGCGCGCUGGGGAACUCCCCGUCUUUCGCUUGACACCUAUCUCCGCUUUUGGGCGAUGUUGUGUUAUGCAGUCACCAUCUGGUUGACUCUCUUCCAGAAGGAGAGGGAAGAGAAGCUGUCCGAUGAUGAACUGAAUGUGGCCACCGUCUACAAGCAAAUAUGGAACGUCAUGAAGUUGAAGCAGGUGCAAGAGUUGCUGGUGGUCUAUGGCUUCUGCAAGAUCGGCUUUGCAGCCAACGACGCGGCCUUUUCACUCAAGUUAGUCGAACAUGGCCUCGGCAAAGAGGACUUGGCUAUUGCAGUCUUGAUCGACUUCCCGUUCCAAAUCUUCGGUGGAUGGCUCGCUGCGCGAUACAGUAUGGGUGACAAGCCGCUGCGUCCAUGGUUAUUCGCUUUCUGGCCGCGUCUCGGCUUCUGUGUGGUGGGACUCGCAGUGCUAUACUGGUUCCCAACACCACCGGUGUCGAUGGGCUUCUUCAUCUAUCUUGUCGUCCACACCGUCUUGAUGAACUUCACUCAGACCAUCCAAUUCGUGGGCGUCUCCGCAUUCCACACCCGCAUCGCCGAUCCGCUCAUCGGCGGCACCUACAUGACUCUUCUUAACACAUUCACCAACCUUGGCGGCACCUGGCCCAAGUACUUCAUCUUCAAAGGCAUCGACUUCUUCACCGUCGCGACGUGCGACGUGCCUGAAGGGAAGCUCGGUGGCGGCCAACUCACCAUGACUAUGCCGGAUUGCGUCAGCGACGAGGGCAAGGCCAGCUGUAGUGACCUUGGUGGAACGUGCCACAUGGGACGCGAUGGAUACUACGCAGUAUCGGGAAUCUGCAUAUCUUUUGCCGUCAUCUUCUUGAUCGCCUACAUCAUACCGACGGCGCGUAGGCUGCAAUCUUUACCUAUCACUAAGUGGCGUGUCAUGUCGCAGUAG
This is a messenger RNA of Peniophora sp. CBMAI 1063, 1752 nucleotides long. Lineage: Eukaryota; Fungi; Basidiomycota; Agaricomycetes; Russulales; Peniophoraceae. The record is from the annotation of a GenBank genome assembly.